Messenger RNA from Coffea eugenioides, 1449 nucleotides. RefSeq names its product isoprene synthase, chloroplastic-like. Bases 1 to 1449 code for a protein of 482 amino acids. Gene Ontology annotation, biological process: diterpenoid biosynthetic process. The record is from RefSeq and is a predicted model, not a curated record. The transcript is spliced from 6 exons. Gene Ontology annotation, molecular function: terpene synthase activity; magnesium ion binding. NCBI's taxonomy places the organism in Eukaryota, Viridiplantae, Streptophyta, Magnoliopsida, Gentianales, Rubiaceae.
AUGAAGGUUCUAAAGAAUUUAGAGGAUGAAGGGAGAUGCAUACUUGAUGGUGAAGACUUGGAGCCAUUUUCUUUGCUUGAAAUGAUUAAUGACAUCGAUCAGCUUGCCUCUCCUACCGAUAUCUUUGAGAGAUUUAAGGACCAAAGUGGCAACUUCAACAAAAACCUUGCUAGGGAAAUUCGAGGAAUGUUGAGCUUGUUUGAAGCUUCACAUCUUGCAUAUGAAGGAGAGAGUAUACUAAACGAGGCCAAAUCAUUCGCAAGUCUACAUCUCAAAGAUUCCAAAGAGUUCGUUGGUUCAAACAUGUCAGAACAAAUAACUCAUGCUUUGGAGCUUGCAUAUCACUAUAGAAUGCGGAGGCAAGAGGCUAGGUGGCAUAUUGAAGCGUAUGCUAAAAGAAGUGACAAAAAUCAAGUGCUGCUUGAGUUAGCCAAGCUAGACUUCAACAUGAUGCAGCCUAAGCUUCAAAGUGAAGUUCAAGAAGUAUCGAGGUGGUGGAAAGUUGUAGGCUUAGCAGACAAGUUGGACUUUGCAAGAGACAGGCUAAUGGAAAGCUUCUUUUGGUCCGUUGGAAUGGCAUAUGAGCCUCGAUUUAGUAAAUGCCGAAUAGCAGUAAGCAAAGCAUUUACGCUGAUCACUGUCUUGGAUGACAUCUAUGAUGUUUAUGGUUCCAUUGAUGAACUCGAGCAAUUAACAGAUGCCAUUGUGAGGUACGACCUUGAUGCUAUGAAAGAUCUUCCUCAAUAUAUGAAACUAUGCUUCCUUGCUCUUUACAACACUAUAAACGACUUGGCUUAUGACACUCUUAAGGAAAAAGGAGAGCUCAUAAUUUCUCAACUGAAAAAAGCAUGGGCAGAUUUAUGCAAAGCAUUCUUACAAGAAGCUCGAUGGUUUUACAAGAAAGUCACACCAACCUUUGAUGAGUACAUCGAAAAUGGAUGGAUUUCAUCAUCUGGAGCUGUGCAACUAAUUCAUGCUUACUUUUUGGUCACAGAGAAUAUCUCAAAGGAGGCCAUAGUGUGCUUGGACUAUGAUCUUGGUUUCUUGCGUUGGCCCUGCAUAAUUUUUCGUCUUACCAACGAUUUGAGCUCCUCGACGGCUGAGAUAGAGAGGGGUGAAACUACAAAUGCAAUUACAUGUUUCAUGCAUGAAACUGGCCUGUCUGAGGAGUUUGCCCGACAACAUAUAAGCAAGAUGAUUGAGGAAUGCUGGAUGAAGAUGAACAAACAAUUGUUGUCUCCAUCACCAAAUAAGGAAAAUUUCAUUCAAGUUGCUAUGGAUCUUGCUCGAAUUGCUCUUUGUCAAUAUCAGCAUGGGGAUGCUCAUAGUGCCCCGGAUGCUACAGCCAAAAACCGCAUCAUGUCUGUUUUGCUUGAUCCUAUCCGGUUGAGGGAGAUGGAAGAUAAUGCCACUACGUACGGGGACAACACUGGGGCCAUUUUUUUCUGA